UUUUCCUUUUAAAAGUCUCUUUUUUAUUUCAUUUCUUUUCACCUGUGACCGCUUUUAUCCGAGGGGCGAGCAAUGAACUAUAGCGGGGAAGCUCUCCUCGUUUCAGAGAGAGAGAGAGAGAGAGUGUGUGCCGAGAGGGAGAGCGGAGAGGGAGGAGUGAGUGAGGAAGGAGUGCUGGUUCUUUUUUUGGUUCUUGUUUGAGGUAUUAAACCAGCAUAGGAUGAUGAUUUAAUGCUUACAAUUGUGAGAAAUUUCAAAGAUCUAGUGUGUUAGGGGAUUUUUUCUAAUACUUUCUAUUGUUUAUGGGCGUAGGAGAUUGUACUGAGAGAAAAGCUGCGAUUUUUUGGUGUUUCGGGUUUUGAAAUCUGCAUAGGAGGAGGAUUUCGUUUCCCUUUUAUGAUAAAUAUUAGGGUUUCUGCCUGCGGUGAAGGGGAGUGAGGGCGGCGGACUGGAGAUGAAGAGAUUGUUUUGAAACGUUUGUGAGAAGUAAGCUGGUUGUUUCUGUUUACAACCUGGGGUUUGAAAUUGGGGGAGAAAAGCUUCAGUAUGUGUGAAAUUUCGGCCAUUUAGUCGAAUUAAGAGGAUAUUUCUGUUCUUCAUCCUUAGCUUGCUCGGAUUACGCCGGAGAAAAAGAAAAUUGUUGUUCAAUACGGUAAUUUGGACAGGAAAAAUGAAAGAGAAUAAUUUUCCUUCUGAAGAGGAAGCAAAGGACACUGAGAAGUUCUUGGACUCCCAGUUGUGGCAUGCUUGUGCUGGUGGAAUGGUUCAGAUGCCAUCAGUGAAUUCUAAGGUAUACUAUUUCCCUCAGGGCCAUGCUGAACACGCUCAAACUCCCGUGGAUUUCGGUACUUCUGUGAGAAUUCCUCCUCUGAUUCUUUGCCGUGUGCUCUCCGUCAAAUUCAUGGCCGAUUCUGUCACUGAUGAGGUAUUUGCCAAAAUACAAUUGAUUCCCCUGAAGAGUAACGAGCCGGAUUACAACGAAGAAGAUGAACUCGUUUUAGGCAACAAUGGCUCAGAUUUGCAAGAAAAGCUUGCAUCUUUUGCAAAGACUUUAACUCAAUCUGAUGCCAACAAUGGUGGUGGUUUCUCCGUUCCAAGAUACUGUGCAGAAACUAUUUUCCCAAGACUGGAUUACUCAGCUGACCCACCUGUCCAAACAGUGCUAGCUAAGGACGUUCAUGGCAAAGUUUGGAAAUUCAGGCAUAUCUACAGAGGCACACCUCGCCGCCAUUUGCUCACCACUGGUUGGAGCAACUUUGUCAAUGAGAAGAAGCUUGUGGCGGGUGAUUCGAUUGUGUUCUUGAGGACUGAGAAUGGUGAUCUCUGUGUGGGGAUCAGAAGAGCAAAGAGAGGAAUUGGAGGUGGGCCAGAGAUGUCCACAGGCUGGAAUCCACCUGCAGGAAACUGUAUGUACGGAGGAUUCUCUGUUUUCUUAAGGGAGGAUGAGAGCAAGUUUAAUAGAAGCAAUGGAAAUGGAGGCAGGAUCAGUUCUGGUUCAAGUAUGAGGGGAAGAGGUAAAGUGAAGGCGGAUUCUGUGAUGGAGGCCUCGGCUUCUGCCGCCAGAGGGCAGCCAUUUAAAGUUAUUUACUAUCCUCGAGCGAGCACGCCGGAGUUUUGUGUGAAGGCGUCGGCAGUGAGAGCGGCGAUGAGGAUCCAGUGGUGUUCCGGCAUGCGAUUUAAGAUGGCUUUUGAAACUGAGGAUUCUUCGAGGAUAAGUUGGUUUAUGGGCACUAUAUCUGCUGUUCAUGUUGCUGAUCUUUUGAGGUGGCCUGGAUCACCUUGGAGGCUUCUUCAGGUUUCAUGGGAUGAGCCCGAUCUUUUGCAAAAUGUAAAGCGAGUGAGCCCGUGGUUGGUAGAACUCGUGUCGAACAUGCCCGCCAUCCACCUAGCUCCGCCCUUCUCACCUCCGCGAAAAAAACCUCGACUCCCUCAUCCCGAGUUCUCACUAGAUGUUCCGCUCUCAACCUCACCAUUUACAGAAAACACCCUCAUUCCCAGCAGCAGCCCGUUGUGUUGUCUUCCCGACAACGCCGCCGCCGUUGUUGGCAUACAGGGACCCAGGCAUAGUCAGUAUGGAGCAAAUCUACCAGAACUCCGCUUCGGAAAGUUGCACUCUGGCUUGUUCCAUACUGGAUUUCAUCGGCUCGAUCACUUCGCGCCGUCGCAUCGAAUCUCUACAGGCCUCCUUGUUCCGAAUUCGUCUGUUCGUGAGGACGUGUCCUGCUUGUUAACUAUUGGGAAUGCUUCUCAGAAUGCGAUUAAACCCAAGUUUAUGCUGUUUGGAAAACCCAUAAUCACCGAAGAACAGCUCUCUCUCAGCCCUAACAACUCGAAUUCCGACAAGACGACGAAUUUAUCAUAUGGUUCGGGAUCUUCAAUUCUUCAAAAUGGAACGGGGGAUAAUAAUUCAUCUUCUGAAGGUCCUGUUUGGUAUCGGGAUCGAAAACCGAGUGAACUCGGUCCAUGCAAGUUAUUUAUCGAAUCAGAAGAUGUAGGACAGACGCUCGAUCUUUCCUCCUUUGGUUCGUAUGAGGAGUUGUAUAGAAGAUUAGCUAACAUGUUCGGGCUUGAGAAGGCAGAGUUGAACAGCCGUCUUCUUUAUCGAGAUAUUGCCGGUGUUGUCAAGCACACUGGAGACGAGCCUUUUGCUGAAUUCAUGAAGGCCGCAAGGAGGCUAACAAUAUUCAUGGAUUCCGGCAGCGACAACAUCGGCAAGUUGUAGGAGAAGAAUUCUCUCUUCAAAUAUGCAGAGUUUGGAGGAACAGUUUCUUCAAAGUUUUAGAGAGAGAGAUGAUUAAGAGAUGAUUAGUUAUUUUUAAGCAUUUUUAUGUGUCAUUUUGAACUUGUGGAGGGCUUUGCAUAUGAACCUGUUAUUUCA
Phalaenopsis equestris is the source of this 2878-nucleotide messenger RNA. Its product is annotated as auxin response factor 18-like. The record is from RefSeq and is a predicted model, not a curated record. Gene Ontology annotation, molecular function: DNA binding; protein binding. The coding region runs from base 671 to 2722 and encodes 683 amino acids. Gene Ontology annotation, biological process: response to hormone; regulation of DNA-templated transcription. Gene Ontology annotation, cellular component: nucleus. Lineage: Eukaryota; Viridiplantae; Streptophyta; Magnoliopsida; Asparagales; Orchidaceae. The transcript is spliced from 5 exons.